This is a messenger RNA of Lolium rigidum, 1653 nucleotides long. RefSeq names its product cytokinin dehydrogenase 1-like. Gene Ontology annotation, molecular function: FAD binding; cytokinin dehydrogenase activity. The transcript is spliced from 3 exons. NCBI's taxonomy places the organism in Eukaryota, Viridiplantae, Streptophyta, Magnoliopsida, Poales, Poaceae. The record is from RefSeq and is a predicted model, not a curated record. Gene Ontology annotation, biological process: cytokinin metabolic process. The coding region runs from base 1 to 1572 and encodes 523 amino acids.
AUGGCGAUCGUUCACGUGUUACUCGUCGCGCUAAUCGCCGCGACGACGUCCCAUGCACCGCGCGGCGUCCAUGGCGCCGCCGCCCCGACGUGGCCCGGCGAGCUCGCCGCGCUCGUCAAGGCCGGCAGGCUCCGCACCGACCCCAGCGUCACCCUGGCGGCCUCGACGGACUUCGGCAACAUCACGUCGGCGCUCCCGGCGGCCGUGCUCCUCCCGUCGGCCCCGGCGGACGUGGCCGCGCUCCUCCGCGCCGCGCACUCCGACCCCAAGUGGCCGUACACCAUCUCCUUCCGCGGCCGCGGCCACUCCACCAUGGGGCAGGCCCUGGCCCCCGGCGGCGUGGUCGUCGACAUGCCGUCCCUGGGCGCCGCGCCGGCGCGCAUCAACGUGUCGUCGGACGGGCGUUACGUGGACGCCGGCGGCGAGCAGAUGUGGAUCGACGUGCUGCGGGCGGCGCUGGCGCGCGGCGUGGCGCCGCGGUCGUGGACGGACUACCUCCACCUCACCGUCGGCGGCACGCUCUCCAACGCCGGGCUCAGCGGCCAGACGUUCCGGCACGGCCCGCAGAUCUCCAACGUGCUGGAGCUCGACGUCAUCACCGGCUACGGCAAAACAAAAACGUGCUCCAAGUCUGUCAGCCCGGACCUCUUCAACGCGGUCCUGGGCGGGCUGGGCCAGUUCGGGGUGAUCGUCCGAGCCCGGAUCGCGCUCGAGCCCGCGCCGGCCCGGACCAAGUGGGCGCGGCUCGUCUACACCGACUUCGCCACCUUCUCCGCCGACCAGGAGAAGCUCAUCGCGCCGCGGCCCGACGGCUCGAUCGGGCUGUUCAGCUACCUCGAGGGCUCCGCCUUCGUCAUCCACGGCCUCGCCGCCGCGCUGAAGAACUCCGGCGUGUUCUUCUCCGACGCCGACGUCGCGAGCAUCGUGGCCCGCGCCGCGGCGAAGAACGCCACCAACGUGUACGUCAUCGAGGCGACGCUCAACUAUGACAACUCCACCGCCGCGUCCGUGAACCAGGCGCUCAAGUCGGUGCUGGCGGAGCUGCGCUUCGAGGAGGGGCUCUCCUUCGUGCGCGACGCGUCGUACCUGGAAUUCCUGGACAGGGUGUACGGCGAGGAAAUGACACUGGAGAAGCUCGGGCUAUGGCGCGUCCCUCACCCGUGGCUCAACGUACUCGUCCCCCGCUCCCGCAUCGCCGACUUCGACCGCGGCGUCUUCGGCGGCAUCCUCCAGGGCACCGACAUCGCCGGGCCUAUGGUCAUCUACCCGAUCAACAAAUCCAAGUGGGACGACAGCAUGUCGGCGGUGACGCCGGCGGAGGACGUGUUCUACGCGGUGUCGAUGCUCUUCUCCUCGGUGGCCAAUGACCUGAAGCGGCUGCAGGCGCAGAACCAGAAGAUACUACGCUUCUGCGACCUCGCCGGGAUCGGGUACAAGGAGUACCUGGCGCAUUACACAACCCACGGCGACUGGGUCCGGCAUUUCGGCGGCAAGUGGGACCGCUUCGUGCAAAUGAAGGACAAGUACGACCCCAAGAAGCUGCUCUCUCCAGGACAGGACAUCUUCAACUAGACUGCAGAUAAUUGUUGCUAGCUCGACCAAAAGUUAGUGGAUUAACAUGGACAGACACAAAGCAGUUCAGUAAACAUUUCG